Molecule: messenger RNA, 783 nt
Organism: Solanum verrucosum
Lineage: Eukaryota; Viridiplantae; Streptophyta; Magnoliopsida; Solanales; Solanaceae
Exons: 1
Coding region: 29-586 (185 amino acids)
Source: RefSeq, a predicted model, not a curated record
AGAGAGAGUACUUAAUUAGAGAGAAAAAAUGGAUCAAAAAUUGCCAGUGAUAGCGAAAAAGUUCUGGAAGAUAGUCCGCGUGGCUUAUUUCAUGUUGAGGAAAGGAUUAUCAUCAAAGAGGAAACUAAUGUUCGAUCUCAACUUAUUAAUGAAACGUGGUAAGAUUGCUGGCAAAGCCGCCUUCCAAAAUUUGAUGUUCCAGGGCCAUAAUAAUAAUAUUAAUGAAUCAACUUCGAAAGAGUAUUACGAGUUCAGCUGCAGUAACAGCCCUGCUUUCCAUCUCCCCUUCCACCUCAACAAGCGCAUUAAUAAGCAUAAUCAGACUGAACACGACGAUGUUUCAAUGAUGAACGCUGCUGUUUUGAAGGCAUUAGAAAUGCUUCAGAGCGAAACGGCAUCACCUGCUUUGCCUGGAUUCGGGAGGACUCCAACGGUGAGGCAAUUGAGGAUCACUGAUUCGCCUUUUCCAUUAAGAGAAGCUGAUGAUAAUGGUGACAUGAUUAGCCACGUUGAUGAGAAAGCUGAUGAAUUCAUUUCUCGAUUCUACAGAGAUUUGAGAAGAGAGGCUGCAUCUGCUUUUGCUUAAUGCUUUCCUUUUUUUUUAAUUAGCUCAUGGCAGUAAUUAUAUAUAGAAAGAGCUUAUAAUACAUGCAGAUUGGGAGCUUUGAGUACUGCAAAUUAAUUUUUGGUUUCCAUUCUGUCCCGGGAUUUUCUUUCUCUUAAUUUUCUCUUUUUAUGUAAUUAUGAAAAUUAUUAAUGUGAUGAUACCCGUUUGUUUCUUGA